Lactuca saligna is the source of this 861-nucleotide messenger RNA. The record is from the annotation of a GenBank genome assembly. Lineage: Eukaryota; Viridiplantae; Streptophyta; Magnoliopsida; Asterales; Asteraceae.
AUGGAGACGCUUGUAGUUGUUGCACAGCAGGAUCAAUUUCAUAGCAGAAGCCGUGGCAGAAACCAUGGAUCCUUUGGUUCUUAUCCUUCUAGGGAUUUCAGAGAAAUCAAUUGCCGUACCUUUCAAUCCGGGCCAGGUAUACUUCCAAGCCCACUGAAGGCUCGUUCCCCACCUAUUGCUAAACAGUCCUUGCCUACUUCCCCCAAAACACCAUCCGCAGCCCCAUCUAAUGUGAAAAAGCAUUUCAACUCCGACCAAAACCCUAAACACACUAAGAGAAUCACUAAAAGUAAUUCCGUUCCUAUCCCAAUUGAUAUUAAACAUGUUGAUUACUCCCUCAAGGAUAACAUAAGGGGUUCUUUGAAUGACAAUUUCUUUUACUCUGAGCUAUGGGCUGGACCUGCUUAUUCAAAUUCACCACCUCCUAGUUCUUUACCUAUACCCAAGUUUUCAAUCAAGCCAAAAAGGACUGUAUCUCUUAACCUGCCCUCAGUUUCAGCUUCUGAUAUUGAUUUGUUGACCCCUGUUGCAAAAUCUGCUCCCCCUUCCCCUACAAGGGAACAUCACAAGUCUUCUCGUAGAGACUUCUUUAACAGUGACGAUGAGUUUGCCACUAAGACUCUUCGUCGCAUCCUUAAUCUUGACAUGAUCUUGCCAUUUGCCAAGCCACUUGAAGGGAAGCAUCUUCAAGAGGCUGUUGAUAUGCUUCUGAAGCAAGACUUGUAUAAAAAGUUUGAUGGGAGAAGCUUUUUCUGGAGGCUGUUGUUUCAGCUAUGGUUGUUGGUGUUAUGUUCUACUGUUUUUUACAUUCAGUUUUUGAACCUUCUGAGCAAAGACUUUAUUUUGAAGCAAGUGAAGUAG